This is a messenger RNA of Xyrichtys novacula (pearly razorfish), 11671 nucleotides long. The record is from the annotation of a GenBank genome assembly. Lineage: Eukaryota; Metazoa; Chordata; Actinopteri; Labriformes; Labridae.
GCAAUAUCUAACCCAAGACUAGAAUUCUGUCAGACAACGGCAGGAAAGGGGGAUUUGGUCAAUCUUCCGGUGCAGAUGGUAAGCAGACAAAAAUCUCUGAGCGUCUGGAUGAUGAAAAUCGACCAAGUAAUUAGUUAAGACUUUUUUCAGGUGGCAAGGUACUUGAACUGUUUGUGGGUGAUUUUCCCUUGAGUCACAGCUUGAGUUGACUGGAAAUGGCAGGAUAUAUAUACUGGAAGUAACAUGGUGGUAAACAAAAACUAUUUGCUAAGUAUUUUGCUAUGAUAGCACUAAAAAAGUAUUGUUUCUGAGCUGCCUUCUCUAACAAAGUUAUUGUCCAGAGGAUGUCUGAACUUUAAUAUUGAUCUUUAAUCAUUAUAAAAUCCCAACUGGUAGAAACCUCUGGCUUCUGAUUAAAUGCAGAAGGGGAAAAUUGGAAGUUAUACAUCUAUUCAAAUUAUGGCAAAAUUGCAUAUCUUCAUACUCAUAAAGGGAGUACACAAUAAAAAAAUAUAUAUAAAUAAAUAAUGGUUUAUUAAGGUAACACUGUGUCGCUGAUUAGAUGUUUUCUUCAACUUCAUUACUUGAUGCCACUAAAUCAAUAGAGCUUUAUUUAAACAGCACCAUCAAACAAUUGAAAUGCAACUCAAAGAGAUGGAUUGUGCAUCUAUUUUUUUUAAAGAAAAUAUGAGUUUAGAUGUAUAGAUACCAAUAUAGAUACCACUGCACACAGUACACAUGUGUAGCCUCAUGAAACAACAAAACAAUAAGAAGUCAGGUAUAAAAAAAUAAGUCAAAGCAUCAAAUGAAUAAGAAAAUUAAUGCUUAACAUAACAAAAAAGUGUAAAGAUAGAAAGAAGGGUACAUGAAAUUAUUAAAAUGGCAGUUAAAGACAAGGUGCUCUAUUUUUGUGCCUCGUCGGCACCGUGGCGCAGGCGGCGCAACGCAACAAGGUGGGGACCAGAGGUGGCCCCUCAACAAGUGUUGUGCUAAGCGUUGCAGAAGACAUCACAUCACAUCCUCCCUCAAAUAAGCAUGCCCUGCCCUGCCUCUGUCCCAAGGUGCUAGGAUGUGUAUAGGCCCACGUACUCAUUCAUUUUUGAAAAAAAUGAAAGAGCAUGUGCUUACUGUCAGUCUGAGUCAUAAUAUUAUCAUUAUCCACCCUUUUUUCUCUAUGCUAUCAUUCAUCACAGAUGUAGGACCUUCAGUGAAUGCAUGAAGAUAAAUCAACCAAUUAGUCUUUCACAGUCAGUCAUGUACAUUCCAGCUUAAAACUGCAGAAUCUUUUUUCUUCUUAUAGAGUAUUUGGACUGUAGGGAGCCUGUCUUAACUCAAAAUAAGCUGUGACAACAUGAUCAAAAUGUCUCCAAGAUGCAUAGUGAAAAUACCCCCAUGACAAGCUUAUUUAACAGAUUCUCAUUAAAAGGUAGGCUACUUCAAUUUUUUGCUCACAUUUGAAUGUAUACAUUUCUUUAUAACUUGAUGUGUUCGAUGUGUUCUUAUAUGCAACAAUGGGACAAAACUUUGGGGCUUUCUGAAGUAAAAAUGUGUGUGUGUGUGUGUGUGUGUGUGUGUGUGUGUGUGUGUGUGUGUGUGUGUGUGUGUGUGUGUGUACACACACACACACACACACAUAUAUAUAUAUAUAUAUAUAUAUAUAUAUACUACUCGUAUUGGAUUUUUUAAACUUGGUCUCAUCUCUCCAGGACAGUGUAAUCCUUCUUUGUCUGAUGUGAUUCAAAGCCGUGCAUGUAGAUACGUGCCUGUCUCAGUGUACGGCCUAUCAAUAAAGAUUUACAGUAAAAAAAAAAAAAAACUCCUUCUCUUUCUCUCCCUCCCUCUCUCUCUUCCUCCCUCCCUCUCUCCCCCUCCUGACUCGGAGUUUAUAAAGAGAAGUGUCUGCCAUUCUCAGGCUCAGAGCUACACACCGUGUCACAGUCAUUCAGCAUGUCUGAAAACCAGCCGGGUCUUGUAUAUCUGAUCACUGGGGGAUGCGGUUUCCUCGGCAGGCACCUGUUAAGGAUUUUGCUGGAAAAGGAGGACAAUCUAGAGGAGAUCAGGGUAUUUGACAAACACACGGACUCAAGUUUGACCGGACUCAGUACAGGUAAGCUGCUCUAACGGGCUGUGGCCGUCGUGUUUUCAUUUAAAAUCUAAACUUGGCUUGGGUGCAGUGUCAAACAUUGAAGUGUCAAAGAAGUCUUUUUGAGUUUUAAUUACCUUAAAAGGCACUAUGCUGCACAUACAUGCAGGUCUUUGUUGGCUACCUGGUUUACAGCAUCUGAAGCAUGUUUAUGGUUUUUUAUGGUUUUGUGUAGUGGUGCAGUUCAAGUAUCUCUCUGUAAAAGUUCUUCAGACUAAUAUGUUAACUGAUAAACCCUUACUGAUAGUCUUAAAGAGUAUUAAAAUACUAUAAACUAUGGACAGCAAACACUUGAAAACUCCUUAAGGUGAUGGCUAGAGUGUCACCUAAGUUUAAAAGAGUAAAUGUGCAUUAAGCACUGCUGUUAAGCCUGACAUUCAUUCAUGUCCCCCGACAUGCCAUUGCCUCAGUCUGCAGAUAUAACAGCUGGGCUCUGAAUCCGGAAAAGUGGCCUCCUAUAUCCUGUGUCAGGAUAAAGAUGUUGUCACCUGUCACUGGCCAACUUGCCAGGAAGGAUUUGCAUUUAUUUCUCUGGCUGAACAUGAAUUAUGGGUGUGUUAUAACUUGAAUUCUGACACAGGAGGAACAUCAGUUAAUUUCAUUAACAUGAAAAAUAAGAUGUUUUAGAGAUUAUGAGAAAUGUAAUAAUGCAACAACAGCACAUUUCUCCCUCUCUGGUAUCAGGAAAGCACCCAGCCCUUAAUGCUGCACUGAUCCCGGGGUGGAAAGGCUUUGUCCAGCUUUCAUCCUUUAUUGUUAGGACUGAAACCUGCUAUUGAUGCAGGGCUCUCUGGGCCCCUGAGAGAUCCGCUAACAGUAACAAGAGAACUCAGUGUCAGCAAAACACACAAGGCCUCACAGCACAGGGAAAAUGAGAUGUUGAGUUGUGUAUUUUUUCUGUGGUGUAAGUUAAAGCUGACAGAAAUUAGUGACAACUGAACUCUCUUACUACAAAUCUGCGCACAUGGUGAAAUAACAGACUGGAAAGCAAACUUCAGAGGGAGGAUUUGAACCGUGAUAAGGUCUCAAUGUCCAAAAGUCCAGUCUGAUUCCCUGCCAGAUGAGUCUUUUUGUUAUCAGCUUGUCAAGGACUGUGCACUAAACCAAAGAUAAACCACAGGUGCACAGCCUUUGAAAAUAUCUAGAUACUGAAUAUCAGGACCUCAAGGUAAAAAUCAGAAAAUCCCACAAAGUGUUAGGUGUUGUUGGUUCUGGAGAAUCAGACAUACCAUGACAAAAGUGAACUUUUAGAAAGAGGGUCAGCAUUGUUUACUUUAUGUGUGUAAAAUAAAAUAAUGUUGUUGCAGCAUUGUCAUCUAUGAAAAAAGAUAGAGGAAAAGAGUUUCAUUAUUGACUGAUCUGCCAGUAAACAAACAUUUUUCCUGUUUAUUCACUUGCCUUUGUAGAGUACCUGAUAGGAAAGCAUGCUCUGAACACUCCAGAAUGAUAUGAUUUUGACUGUGCUUUCCUGUUUACUCAGAGUCGACAAAGGUGGUGGUCAUUCAGGGGGAUAUCACAGACUACAGCAGUGUGUUAGAGGCCUCCCAAGGGGUAGAUGUUGUCAUCCACACGGCAAGCUUAGUGGACGUUUGGCACAAAGUUCCUGAGACUCUCAUCUACGCUGUCAACGUCACAGGUAAGACCUCAAGGGAGCGAUAUAAGAUAACACAAAGAAUGCAGACCUCACUCAAGGACAGUAGUCCUGUGUUUUAUGACAUGAAAAUCUACAGGUCCAUUUGAACAUGUCCCAGAACAAGGUUUUGUUUUGCUCUGUUCUAUUGCUUAUUCAUGAGUCAGAGACAGAUCCCAAAGAAAACUGGUUUGCUGGUAAAUCAUUAGACCAUGUUACACCCUUCUAGCAAAUGUCAUCAAAACUGACUGACGGCAAGGAAACCAAACCCUUUGGUGGAGUUCACAGGGAAAAGGGCUGUAGAGGGAAUGUUGGAUGCUGAUUCUGUUUUAUUACCGUAUUAUUUUGGGGGAAACCAUAAAAAAAAGAGUGGAAACCCACGCCUGCUUCUGCUUUGGAAGAAUGUCAAGGACUUCAUGGACUCACAAGGCCAGUUAUUGUGCCCAUCUGACAUGACUGGGCGAUAAAAUCCGCAUUUAGUGCAAGCUUUUCUGCCCUGUUUUCUGGUUGGAAUUUAUCUCACAGUUAAAUCACAUUUUUUCUGGAAGUUGACUCAUGAGUUUGAUGAGAAUCCAACUCUUAAGAAAAGAAAGAAAACAUAACUUUUUCAACUCCUUGGUCGACACUGCCCCUUCUCCUCAUACCACGUUCAAGCAUUAAAAUUGACUCUAUAAUUAUCCUCAAUCUUACCACUAAGGAUCUUGUUUAGUUUUUAAAAGCUUAAAUAGGCAUCAGUAUCAGUUCCAGUGUAUUUCAUGAGCACCCAAAGACUCCUGACAGGAGUUAUUGUGUCAUCUGUGUUCAGUGUCUGAAUUGGUGACUGAGUCAGAGAGAAAUAAUGAUAGCAACAGGGUUUGUUUUGGAGUGCAUUAUAUAACAAAGGUGUUCGUGGUUUUGUGAACAUGCAUCACAUGCUGCAUUUACCGUCAGGUAUGCAAAAAGUCAACUAUCAAUGGAGUACAACUUUCAGAAGUCAAAUGUACACGGGUCAGUUAUUACUCUGAUGUUUUAGAGAAGUUGACAUUUUAAAGGAAAAGUCUCACGAGUUUUUUCAACGGUUUGUUGUGCAUCACAGAGCUUGAAUCUGACCUGGUUAAAAAAACCACUGACAGGCUGCAUAGUAACUCCAUUAAAGUAAACAGUCUUCUAACUCGUUGCCUGUGUCCUAGAUUAAUUUGUCUUUUAACUGUUAAAUUUCUCACACAUCUUAAUAUUACAACUUUUUAAAGCACUAACUUACGUUCUUCUCUCUUCUAACCUUUUGUCCAAGCAUGACUGAAGCUUACUUGUUUUGUUUUUUUUAAGUUGGUAGCAGCACUUCAGAUGAUUUUGAGUGAGUAACAGAGACAGUCUUCAAAUUGGGUCUCUGUUUGGGUUUAUGUUUAUGGGGUUUUGGCGAGGCCUGGUCUAUGUCUGGCCAGAAACAGCCCAUAGUGAUUCAGUUAACGAAAUAGAGGGAGAGAACACAUUGCUGUAACUGAGUCUGUUGAAGCUAUUUUACUUGACAUGGUCAGAUAUGUAUGCACCCAUUGUCAUUAAAGCCCUACUGAGUAAAUGUUUGUCCACCUGUAUGAAGACUUGGACCUGUGGGAGUGAUUUGAUUCUGAUCUCUGUUUCAUGGGGUGUUUCAGCUUAGAUUCCACAAGAUAUCUCAAGAAUUUGAUCACACUGGCCAAGAGUUUGUCUGAAAAAGUUCACAUGCCUUUGUAACUUUUUGUUUCAUAUUUCUGCUGACCUUUUCCUCUUUGGUCGUGGAGACAAAAUUACCGUGCUGCUUAAAAUGAAUUAAAAACUACACCUCCAGGAAGUCAACACAUACAGUAACAUUUUCAACAGAUUUUCAGUGAGAAUUCAUUUACUGAUUAUUCUCAAUGGUUUCUUCUCUUUAAUUUGAACACAUACCAGAGAUUUUAACCCCCUUUGAGCCGGAUAGUAAGCAGCCCAAAAUACUCAUGCAUGUUAAGUCUCAUAGUCUUCUGGCAUGAGUCCUGAAAACUUUGAUAAAAAGCACUCAGACAACCUAGAAUUUGGACUUUUUGUGUUUGUAUCAUAGACUGUAUAUAGAAUAUAUGUAGAUACAGUCUAUGGUUUGUAUAUGCAAGUUUUUCUCUUUUUCUCUCUCUCCUUCUCUCUCUCUCACUCAUAAAUUAACCUUUAGUUUUAGAUAUCACUUUCUUUUUGAUAUGUACAUUGUCUAUCUACCUAAACAUGCAAGAUUUCUACAUGACCCGGAUGUAGUGCGAAGGCUCCCUACAACUUAGCAUCUCAAACAACCUUAAAAUUAGUGCAAACCUUGCAAACUGGUUCACAACUCAGUUCUGAAUGUGACAAUUUCACAAAAAAAGCAUUGAAAGAUGAUAGGUUUAAUAAACUGUUAGUUUGGGAGUAAAACCAAAUAUUUCAUUUUCUAUCAUCAGGGAGUCUUAUUUAAAUAGAUUAAACAGAUGUAAAUGUUUUAUUUCUGGCUGGAUGGUUGAUUAAAUGGUCUGUGUGCAAAGAGGAAAUUAUCAAGCCUCCAGCAGAGUCCAGCAGACACUCUCAUAUGGUUCUUGUAAUCCUCUGCCAGACUUGUCUAAAUGUAACCUAAAAACUAAAAGUUAAUAUUCAGUAAAUUGGAAAUACCUUUUAAGUAUUCAACCCUGAUAAGAAGCCGUAUAUCGCUUCUUUGAGAUGAUCAUUUUUUAUUUCACUGGAUAUCCAGUUUCAUUGACAAAGACCAGGUUCAAGGAAGACAUGCUUUCCUGUUAGUGUAAUGAAUUGCACAUGGGUCUCAUACCUCUCUUUUGAAUGAAUUUCCUGUUGAGUGUCCACUUGUGCAUCAUGUUCCCUUAUGCAUCUGAUUUCAAUUUCAAGAUGUUUUUUUAUGGCAUGUUGUGGGUGACACUUUCUGAUCAGGCUGCAACAACUCCAUGAACAUACUUAAGAAAUAAAAAUUUGCUCUAAAUAGUCCUUAUUUCAAGGACUUAGAACAAGACCUAAUAAAUCUAUUUAAUAACCACAUCGUUUUUCUGUCUUCUCCAGGAACAGAAAAUGUGAUCAGUGCCUGCGUGGAGUGUGGCAUCCAGUCACUGCUCUACACGAGCAGUAUGGAGGUGAUCGGUCCAAACAUCAAAGGAGACCACUUUAUCAGGUGAAGCCUUGGAAAUUGUCUUCAAAGUUGAACUUUUUUGUGACCACUGUGAACCUUAAUUCUGCUCAACAAAAUGAAAGUGGAAGAGUUCUUCUAUGCUUGUUACUUACAUACUUAGGCUUUUUUGCUUUCAUCUUCAUGGUCUCAACCUCUUAUUCAUUCACGUUGCUUCUCUUGAUUGCACAUUCAUGUGAAGUCCAAGGCCUGUACAGCACAGAUAGGACUGGGUGGAGACACAACGUAUCUGCUUCUCGAGUGAGCUCAGAAAGGUGCUUUUGAAUUCCUUUAGAGAGAAAAAGUCUGGAAUGGAAAAAACGUUAAACAGGGUUGUUUUUUUUUCUGCCAUCACAGUGACGUGAUAUUUUCCCUCCUCAAGGUUUCAGUGUGUCCGCCUUAUGAGACACGUCUCUGCAGCCUUAAUUCCUGAAACACUUCACUGAUUAGAUGCCAUGAGGUAAAAAUAGUGUCACUUAUCACCUAAAGUUGAGCUUUUUUUAAUAACAUUCAUGAUAAACUAUCUCUUUAGUUCAAGGUCAGCUAAUAAACCCUUUGGCAACUGCUCUAAAGCUGCGCUCUUAAUAGAUAUAUAAAAGAUUUGCUUGACUAUUGUUACACGUGUUGUUCUCAUUUUGUUGACAACAAAUGGCAAGUACUGGCUGUCUCCAAAAGUGUCUGCAUUAUUUAAGAGUGUGCAUUGUUCUUUCCUGAGCAAAAGUCAAACAUUUUACGAGCAAGCCAUGCACACGAAUCACAACAAAAACAGCCGUGUAAGGCAGAAAACGGAGAUGACAAACAACAGGAUAAUGGUAUGAGUCAGACAGUGUGAUUAAUGCACACACUGUUUUUGUCUCUGUCUCACUGAGUGUCUCUGCUGUCGACAAACAAAGUGACAAACACUGUGGCGCCAUUUAAAGGUAUAUGUGGGAUAAAGAAACCUGCUUAUUCACUUUGGGUGCCAGUCAUUCUAAUGCCGCUUUAAAAUGAGACACAUUACAACUAAAAUACUUAACAUUUAUUAGUACAAGUUUACUGACAAGAUUUAAAUCGAUACCAGUGCUUUUCUGAAAAACCUACAAGACUUAAGACUGUAAGAAAGGGGGGAAAAAAAAAGGUGUCAAGUGCACAGAAUUAGCCGGUAAUGUCAUAUUUUUACCCUUUGUAUUUUUUUUAUUUACAUCCACUGAUCAAUUUGAUGGCCAUUUCAGAUUCAAAGGUCAAGACCCAGGCAAAUAAAAAUAUGAUUGUUUAACUACCAGCAUCUGCCAUGAGAAAGAGUCGUUACAUUCCUUCAUGUGGUGUGUUUGUCAGCCCCACAUUUCCGUCCACACGUGUGUAGCUCCAGCUGUACCUUAAAAUAAUAUUUGGCGUAAUCUUUCUGCAACAGCAGGUUUUGUCAGGAUGAAAGAAUGAACCUCCAUCUGCUCUUGUUUGAAGCUCUGACUCUGUCCAUGAACUUAGAGUGCAAUUAAGUCGAGAUGAAACCACACACUUAUGCAAAACAUCCUGACUGUCAGCCACAUGUGACCACUUUUUCAUGUCUUGCUCUCUUUUUCUUCCUCUCAUUUUGCAAGUCUCUUUUCUGGGCUCCAGUUUUCCAUUUGGCCUCAUGCAAUCACAUUCCUUUCAUAGAUGUGGAGGGGUCAGGAAAAGACAUUUGUUUGCUCUAGAGUGCUCCUUUGACUGUGUCUUUUUCAACAGGGGCAGUGAAGACACACCUUACAAUAUUUACCACACCAUGCCUUAUCCUAAGAGCAAGGCAAAGGCAGAGAGAAUCGUGCUUGAAGCUAACGGCACCAAGGUAGUAUGGUUUUAAAAUAUUCAUGUUUUACAUAAAUAUUCAUUGUUUCUGUUGGUUUUAUUUUCUCUGAGGAGAGUAAAAUUAAAAGCCAAAUUACGGUGAGGCUGAAACUGGGAAUACUAAAACCAUAAACAACAGUGUGGUAAUAAGGAUCAUAAAACAGUGGUGAUGCCAUCUGCAGCUGCACCACUGAAGAAACGUGUACAUGCACACAGAUGUGUUUUCUGAAAUAUUAAGUUUAACUUCAGACUGGCUAACACAGUCUAAAAGCUGUGCUUGUGUGUUUUGUGUUGGCCUGAAAAUGGCAAGACAAGACUAUUACUUUGCUACAGAAUGUAAGAUCAUCCAUUUGUGGUCUUGUUGUGGUGCAACUCAAGUUAUUUGCAGUUCUGAAAAAAUAAAACAGUCUACCUUAUUUUUCUGUGUGCCUUCUGUGUGGAUCAUCAAAACAAAUCCUGCCUCUAUCUCCUGUCCAGGUGAAGGGUGGGGAGUGUUUAUACACAUGUUCUCUGAGGCCCACGGGGAUCUAUGGUGAAGGGCACGAGCUGAUCAAGGAUUUCUACAAGCAGGGUGUACAAAGGGGAGGUUUGAUCAUUGGGGGCGUUCCAGAUGAGACAGAGCACGGACGUGUCUAUGCAGGUAAAAUAAGUCUUUGUGAACCUUAAACACUACUGGCAGGAAAUCCCUUAAUGCAUCCUUUUAUCCUCACAAACUCUGAUCUAUUUUUAUCUUUAAAAGCCAAGGCGGAUACACCAAACUUCAAAGCAAAAACUUACUAUGGUUUAUUGUCACACCAGGGUGAAAGCAGAAGUUCAGUUUUCACAGAAACUUCCUCUGUAUUUCACAGAAACAGUCUGCAGUUAUAGAGUUUACAGUACCAUAAGUCUAGAUAAUGAUCAUGAAAUACUCGGGAUUCCUUCAGCACUCUCCUCUACAAGUGAAAAAGCACAGGCUCUAUAACAUCAAAGAUUCAAACUAAAUUUCUUUUUUUCUUAAAACAAAUGAGCAGUUUGGCUGAUUUAUUUAAGAUUUUUUUCAGGUUUAAUAUGGAAAUUGUUUCAUACUGUAUCAAAGGAUGUAUGAACACAUUAAAUAAAUAUCCUCCCAGAUAAGAGGGACAUUUUUAAGUCUGCCUACACAUGCUAUUUUCAGCUGUUGUACUGAUAUCAGCUGUUUUACUUCACUCUAUUAGUCACAGAGCUUGCAUGUGAGAGUGAGUAACAGUAUAUCUAUAGCACAGCUAACAAAUGCUGAUCUCACAGAAGAGGUGGACUGUUCAAGUUUGCAAAAUAGUGAGUGUGUUUUCUACAGACACAGUGUGGUCCCUCUGGGUAUUUGUUAAUUGUUACAUGCUUUAAGGUGACGUAAAGGUGAUGUCAGUGAAAUGUGGUCAGUGGUAUGAGGUAAUUAAGCAUACUUUUUCAAUUGUCACACUUUGGCUUGAUGUUGACUACUGUUACUUUCAUGAAAGUCUAUUUUUCAGACAGAACCAUAGAAGUGAGGAUUGUUAUUAUAAAAGCUUUUUCAUAUUUGGCUAUGUAUCUGCUUAUCUGAUACCUACCCCCUCAUAUUGAUUAUACAGCAGACCUUUAAAAAGAACUUGAAAAAUAAUCAGUUUUUGUUUAUGCUAAUGAUAGGAACAUCCUUUUCAAUUCCUGUGUAUACUCAUAUUGAGAAUAAGAAUGCUUGAAUUGAAUUGAAUUAAUUUUAUUACCACCCAAACCCCCCUCACAGCAGUUUUAAAACGUUGGCACUGUUAGGAAACAGCUGCUUUCCAUUUUACUUUGAAAAAAAUAAUUAAAUAAAACAAAUCAUAGCACAGCCUUGUACAGUAUUGAGCAUGAGUCAGGAACACAGGCUCUGCAAGCUAGGUUAACAUCAUGAACUUUUCACACACACACUCGAAGUGUAAGGUGUGAGAAGUGAAGACAGUGUGAAGAGGUGUGAAAUAACAGAACUGACAGCAGAGACAGAAUAUUUUCAUUCUAAUGCUUGACUGUAUUUUGCCUUGUUUUCAUUCCUGCUGUUUUGAGUACUUCUUCAUUACACAAUCUGUUAUCAUACCUUUUGAUUUUGUUUUUAGGCAACGUGGCCUGGAUGCACGUACUUGCAGCCCGUGCCCUGAGAGAGCGCCCUCAGACUGUGGGAGGUGAAGCGUUCUUUUGCUAUGAUGACUCGCCCUACGAGAGCUACGAAAAUUUCAACAUGCUAUUCCUCUCUGCAUUCAACUUCCGGAGGGUCCGCAUGCCCUUCAUGGUGCUCUGGUUCCUGGCUGUGUUAAAUGACCUGCUCCGCUUCAUAAUGAAGCCCUUUACUAACUACACACCAUUGCUGAACGGUUACACCUUUGCCGUUGCUAGUACCUCCUUCACAGUGUCCACGGACAAAGCCUUGCGUCACUUUCAGUAUCGCCCUCUGUUUGACUGGGAACAAUGCCGAGCCCGCACACAGAAAUGGGUUGAUACAUUCCCCCUAGAUAAACCCAAAAACUCUUAAUGUGACCGCAACAACUUCAACACACAUCAGAUGUUGCUACAUAUAGAAGCAGGAAUCUGGAUAUUUGUGUAAUGGAGAGCAUUAAUAUAGAAUUAAGCAAACUAAAGCAUACAGUAUUUAUGGUGGAAAAAUUUCAGUUUAUUGUUAUUAUUUGUGUUUAUACUGAAGUAUAGCAACUGUUGCUUACUGGUAGUUACACAGAAACCAUAACAAAGGAAGUUUUUCUGAUGAGGCACUUAGGUUACCUCCAAACUACAUGCAUAAAGAUGAAGAAAUUGAAUAUAGACAAAUGUUCACACAAGCAUUAACCAUACAAAAAGGGAUUGAAUAUCUAUAUUUUAGUAAUAUAUUGUUAUCAAUGUUCUGUUUUGCAUAAAUUAAAAAUAUACACUUUUUAUGAUGACAUUUUGAUACCUGUAUCCUGAUGAGUUCUUUUGUAAUUUUUAUUAAAUAUAAUUUAUUGUAUUCUACAAA